AACGUCUACGUUGUCGUGGGCGGGACCACGCCUACCCCGUCGCAUAUUAAUGACGUAUGAUUGUUUCUCUCUCUCUCUCUCUCUCAGAGCGUGCGUCUCACUCUCUUUAUCGGCCCUCACGUUGAGAUUUCUUUCAGGUCACAAGAGCAAGUAUCAAAAGAGGGGCAGAUAACAAGUAGUCUCCUUCCCAGGUUGCAUGGUCAUGCAAUGAGCUCUCUAGUGGCCUCCAGGCUGUCCAUGUGAGAGGAGAAAUCUUAGAAGAAGAGAACAGACACUUUGGGGGAGAGAGAAAAAAAAGUGUCUUGCAGGGAGCAUGGUCUCCACCAAAGAGAGUGGUGUCAUGGAAGAAAGACUGGCCUGUGUUAAACAAGAGGAGUGUGAGUGGGGCGCACCCAAAGGUUUGCACGUAAAGGCAGAGGGCAGUGAAGGAACGAUUUCAGUGUUUAAAGAGGAGGGGGGCAAGGAGGAGAGUGUCGAUGUGAAAGAUGAGAAUUUGAACAGAUUCUCCGUGGCUCUUGAACUGCAAAACCCCGAAACUGGGAAAAUGUUCAAACAAGAGAUUUGUGAAGGCUCUCACUCCAGUUUACAGAGCCGGACUACUAACAUGGGACAACUGGCUACCUGUCAGAAUUCUGUGGAACUGAAAUCUGAGUUAUCAGACUUGGACAAAAAAAUCCACGAAGGAGAAGAAGACCAGCAGUUAUCAUCUAGGGGUGAUGGAAAAAAUUUCCAGGGGAAUGGCAGCUACUCUGUGUCUUCAUUUACUCUAAAGUCUCUUCAGUGCAGCCUUCAAAACAAACAGGAUAUGAAGAAAUCAACAAGAGGAUUAAAGAAAUCUACAACAGCCUCUUUACAGAGCGGUUCUCUUACUGCAGUGAAACUAAUAAAGAUGGAAACAGUCAUCACUGAUCAACAAGAUAACCAGGAGGCUUUAAAUGCCAAGGAACACUGUGGAGAAAAGUUUAAAAACAGAUCUUGUAAUAAAGAUAAGUCAAUUCAUACAAUUCAGAAGCCACAUGCCUGUCCAGAAUGUGGCAAACUGUUUCCACACAGAGACAGUCUGUACAGGCAUAAAAGAAUUCACACUGGAGAAAAACCGUACUGCUGUCCAGAGUGUGGCAAACGAUUCCUCAAUAAGAGUGCUCUUCAGCGGCACAAACGCAUUCACACUGGAGAGAAGCCACACAGCUGUCUUGAAUGUGGCAAACGAUUUUCCCAUAAAAGCAGUCUUCACAAUCAUUCGAAAAUUCACACUGGAGAAAAACCUUAUUCCUGUUCAGAAUGUGGUAAAGGAUUCUCCCUUUUAUGUAAUUUUUAUAGCCACUUAAGAAUUCACAGUGGAGAGAAGCCAUUUUGCUGCAGUGAAUGUGGGAAACGGUUCGUACAAGGAAGCAGCCUACACAAUCACAUCAGAAUUCACUCUGGAGAGAAACCUCAUGGUUGUUCUGAAUGUGGCAAACGGUUUUCACAAAUAAGCAGUCUUCAGACCCACACAAGAAUCCACACUGGAGAAAGGCCCUAUAGCUGUUCACAAUGUGGCAAACAAUUCUCUAACAGUAGCCAUCUUCAGAAGCACACACGAAUUCACACUGGAGAGAAGCCAUAUUGUUGUUCUGAAUGUGGCAAACGAUUCUCUCAGAAUGUCAGUCUUCUGAAACAUGCACGCAAUCAUACAGGAGAGAAGCCAUAUUGUUGUUCAGAAUGUGGGAAACGAUUUUCUAAUCGUAGCGGUCUCCAAGGGCACAUGUUAGGUCAUACUGGAGAAAGGCCAUAUUCUUGUUCUGAAUGUGGAAAACAGUUCUUUUAUCAAAACAGUCUUCGGCGACACACAAAAAUUCAUUCUGCAGAGAAACCUUAUUGCUGUGCUGAAUGUGGUAAAGGAUUCUCACAAAAUGGCAGUCUUUUGACACAUGUACAGAUUCAUACUGGAGAAAAAACAUAUUGCUGUUCUGAGUGUGGCAAGAAGUUCUUCAACAACAGAGGUCUUCGGCAACAUGCACGCAUCCAUACAGGAGAGAAGCCAUAUUGCUGUGCUGAAUGUGGCAAACGAUUUUCACAAAGAGGCAGCCUCAAGUACCACUCAAACAUUCACGCUAGAGAGAAAAGAAUCGCAACUGAGCCAGCUGUGGAAAAAAAAGCCUUGUGGUCCUGCUGUGUGCCGAUCCCAAACCUGACAGUGAUACUUCAGGUCCUUUCAUUUCUGGGAAGGCAGCCAGAGGUCCUUGAGAUGUCUGAGGUGGCGGAGACGAAGCUGUGCCUUCUUUACCAAGGUGUUCGUGUGAUUGGACCAGGCUCGGACCUCCGUGACAUGGACACCAAGGUGUCCAUCGGCUCCUUUGUCUUGCUGAUGUUCAGAAGUAGACUGUUGUCCUGUCACCAGUGUGACGGGCUCUGCACUCCAUCCAGAUGGUCUCCAGGUCAGGGCAGUCCAUGUAAGAAGGAAACCUUAGCAGAGAAGAGCAGACACUCGAGGGAAGAGUUUCACAUGGCACAUAGCCUCUCCCCCAUCAUGGAUCAACGACUGGCCCACAUUAAAGAAGAGGAGUGUGAGUGGGGUGCACCAGAGGAGGUGCAUGUGAAGCUGGAGGACUGCGAAGAAAGAGUUUCCCUUGUGAACGGGUUGGAGAUCAAGGGGGAGAUUGUGGAAAUUAAAGUUGAGGAUUCGAAAGAUGCCCCCGUGAGCCUUGACCCGCACAACCAUAAAACGGGGCGAAGUGUUUUUGAAGAGUCUCGUUCCAGUCUGCAGCCCUGGUUCACCGAUACGGGACAACCAGCUAACCAUCAGAGCUCCGUGGAAUUGAAAACAGAGUUAUCUGAGUUGGAAGCAAAAAGCAGCGAAGGGAACGGGAGUGAAGAAUCAGAAGAGCAGCAGUCAGCUGGGAGUGUUGGAAUAAAUUUCCAACAGCAGUCCAGCUUCUCCCCAUCUUCAUUCGCUCGGCCCUCUCUUCAGUGCAGACUGCGACACCAAAGGGACAAAGAGAAGGUAAAGAAAUCAACAAGAGGAUCGGAGCAUUUGCCAGCAGACUCUUUGCUAUGCAGUUCUCUUCCUGUGAGAGGAGCCAUCAACACUGACCAGGAGGCUUUGAGUGCUGGCCAAGAGUGCGGACCUACUCUUACAAACCAAUCUGACUGUAAAGAUCAAAAUUUGAUUCACACAAUACCAAAGCCGUAUUGCUGUUCUGGGUGUGGCAAAAAAUUCCUCCAUAAAGGAAGGCUUGAGAGGCACAUAAGAAUUCACGCUGGAGAAAAACCUCAUUGCUGCUCUGAAUGUGGCAAAGAAUUUUAUUACAGUAGCGCCCUCCAGAGACAUAAAAGAAUCCACACUGGAGAAAAGCCCUAUGGCUGUGCUGAAUGUGGCAAACGAUUCACCGAGAGUAGUAAUCUUCACAAGCACAAAAGAAUUCAUACAGGAGACAGGCCCUAUGUCUGCUCUGAGUGUGGCAAACGAUUCACCGCCAGUAGCAAUCUUCACCAACAUACACUCAUUCAUACUGGAGAAAAACCAUAUGGUUGUUUUGAAUGUGGAAAAAGAUUCUCCAGAAGUGGCCAUCUUCAAAAGCACAAGAGAAUUCAUACAGGAGAGAAGAAAAAGACAACCCUUCCUAAAGAAAGGGGGUCACUCCUGGUUUGAUCGUACGCACACCAAGAAC
Molecule: messenger RNA, 3650 nt
Organism: Polypterus senegalus (gray bichir)
Lineage: Eukaryota; Metazoa; Chordata; Cladistia; Polypteriformes; Polypteridae
Product: zinc finger protein 665-like
Exons: 7
Coding region: 314-3631 (1105 amino acids)
Biological process (GO): regulation of transcription by RNA polymerase II
Molecular function (GO): DNA-binding transcription factor activity, RNA polymerase II-specific; RNA polymerase II cis-regulatory region sequence-specific DNA binding
Source: RefSeq, a predicted model, not a curated record